AUGAAAAUCGCAAUCGAGGGCUGCUGCCACGGCGAGCUCGACGCGAUAUACGCGCAAAUCGGCGCACUAGAGCAGCGGAACAAGUACAAAGUCGACCUGCUCCUCAUAUGCGGCGACUUCCAGGCGGUCCGCAACCACCGCGACCUCCAGUGCAUGGCCGUUCCAGACAAGUACCGCCAGCUCGGCGGCUUCUACAAGUAUUAUACUGGCGAGAAGGCCGCACCGGUGUUGACCAUCGUCAUUGGGGGAAACCACGAGGCGUCGAAUUACCUCUGGGAGCUGUAUCACGGCGGUUGGCUUGCGCCAAAUAUCUACUUUCUCGGCCACGCCGGAUGCGUCCAAGUCAACGGAGUCCGUAUAGCGGGCGCAUCGGGUAUAUUUAAGCCUCAAGAUUUCCGACAGGGCCACUGGGAGCGCGUACCCUACAACCACGGCUCGAUGCGCAGCAUCUACCACAUUCGCGAGUUCAACGUCCGCAAGUUAUCACUCCUGUCCUCCCCGACCAUCUUUCUCUCACACGACUGGCCGCAGUCCAUCGAGCAUCAUGGGAACCUCCCCGAGCUCCUCCGGCGCAAGCCGUACUUCCGCGAGGACAUCAAGAAGGGGGCGCUCGGCUCUCCGCCCAUGAUGGGCCUCCUGCACACGCUGCAGCCCGAAUGGUGGUUCGCCGCGCACCUACAUUGUCGGUUCGAGGCGCGCGUCGUGCACGAAACGGCGAGCGGAGCGAGUAUAGGGACGUCUGCUGUAGAUAAGAACCCCGAUGAAAUUGCCAUCGAGGACGACGAUGACGAUGACGAGAAGGCCGGAACGACGGAAGCUGAGGCAGAGGUGUCCCCCAUAAAUAACGGUGACGUCGCGGCGGCUCCACGGAACUCCGACGAGAUCGUGCUCGAUGACGAAGAAGAAGACAUCGUUGCUCCGCCCCCCGCACCACUUCCGCCAGCUGAGACGAAGUUCCUCGCGCUCGACAAGUGCCUGCCGAGGCGGCAAUUCUUGGAGAUCGUCGAUGUCCCCGUUCCUGCUUCCUUUACCCCUCCGUCGAACAGCAGUGGACCAGUGCUCGCGUACGACGCGGAGUGGCUCGCGAUCACGAGGGCGUUCCAUCCGUACAUGUCUGUCAACCGUUCGCAAAUUCCGUUUCCAGACGAGGCGCAGGCUCGAGAGGCGGUACGGCGCGAGCUGGAGUGGGUGAGGAGUAACGUGCUUGAAGGCAAUAGGGAGAAGAGCGUAGAUGAGUGUCAGCAGUUCGUGAUGACGGCGCCUGCCCCGGGUUCGGAGGGUGCGGCACUGAAGCAACAACCGCCGCAUUAUCCGAACCCACAGACCGCCGCGUUCUGUGCGAUGCUGGGUAUCGAGAACAGAAUCGACCCGCCGCCGUCUUUGUCUUCCCACCCGUCUCAUGUCCCUACUGAUUAG
Messenger RNA from Sparassis crispa, 1416 nucleotides. RefSeq names its product Lariat debranching enzyme. NCBI's taxonomy places the organism in Eukaryota, Fungi, Basidiomycota, Agaricomycetes, Polyporales, Sparassidaceae. Gene Ontology annotation, molecular function: RNA lariat debranching enzyme activity. The transcript has 8 exons. Gene Ontology annotation, biological process: mRNA splicing, via spliceosome. Bases 1 to 1416 code for a protein of 471 amino acids. The record is from RefSeq and is a predicted model, not a curated record. Gene Ontology annotation, cellular component: nucleus.